AGACUGAACAGUUUGUCUUGAAUGGUCCCAGCUCACUAAACUCUUGAGACAGUGAAAUCAAAACCAAUCCGACGUAGAACGCACAGUUUUGUUUUCCUCCCCUCUGCUUGACUUUCGUUUUCUUCCUGUUCUCCUCGGCUUACCAGAGGACAGGCUCUCUGAGUGUCUGUGCAUGCGUGCGUCCCAGCGGUUAUAUUAGCGUUGAUCUUUCUCUGGAGCUCUCGUCUGUCUGCGCGUCCAUCAUGAACACACUCCCAGCGUACUCGGGAGCCAGGAUCUCAGGCUGCUGGGCUCUUAGGGCAGAUGGAAGUGGCAGUGGGGAAGGCUCUCUGGACAGGCUCCUCCCAUCCAUCAGCACCAGCCUGUCACCACGCAAGCGGACCACCAGCCAAUGCAAAUCCGAGCCUCCACUGCUGCGGACCAGUAAGAGGACCAUCUACACCGCCGGACGCCCACCGUGGUACAAUGAACACGGCACCCAGUCCAAAGAAGCUUUUGUUAUCGGGCUCUGUGGAGGCAGUGCCUCAGGCAAAACUACAGUUGCUCGUAAAAUCAUAGAGGCCUUGGAUGUUCCUUGGGUCGUUCUUCUGUCAAUGGAUUCAUUUUACAAGGUUCUGACGGCCGAACAGCAGCUGCUGGCUGCUAAUAAUGAUUACAACUUUGACCAUCCAGACGCCUUUGACUUCAGCCUGCUGGUGCACACUCUCCGCAAACUCAAGCAGGGCAAGAGCGUGAAGAUCCCGGUGUAUGACUUCACCACACACGGACGGCAGAAAGAAUGGAAAACGGUGUAUGGGGCGAGUGUCAUUAUAUUUGAGGGCAUCAUGUCAUUUGCAGAUAAAGAGCUGCUGAAGCUGCUGGACAUGAAGAUCUUCGUGGACACAGAUUCUGACAUCCGGCUGGUACGGAGGCUCAGGAGGGACAUCACCGAGCGCGGCCGGGACAUCGAGGGAGUGAUCAAACAGUACAACAAGUUUGUGAAGCCAGCCUUUGAGCAGUACAUCGAGCCCACCAUGAGACUGGCAGAUAUCGUGGUGCCUCGGGGUGGCGGUAACAUGGUGGCCAUUGAUCUUAUAGUGCAGCAUGUACACAGUCAGCUGGAGGAGAGAAAGCUCCGCUGGGAUAUGGCGGCCCUGGCGUCUGCCCAUCAGGCCCAGCCCCUUCCACAGACCCUCAGUGUUCUGGAGAGUACACCGCAGGUCCGCGGCAUGCACACCAUCAUCAGAAAUAAAGAGACCAGUCGAGACGAGUUCAUCUUCUACUCCAAGAGGUUAAUGCGGCUCCUCAUCGAGAGAGCGCGGUCCUUUCUUCCAUCACAGGUUCACAUUGUUCAGACCCCACAAGGAGAAGAUUACGAGGGCCGAACCUUUCAUGGGAAGAGGAUUACGGGUGUGUCGAUUCUCAGGGCGGGAGAGACCAUGGAGCCCGCGCUUAGGGCCGUGUGCAAAGACGUCCGCAUCGGCAAAAUCCUCAUCCAGACCAAUCAGGACACAGGAGAGCCGGAGUUGCACUAUUUGCGUCUGCCCAAAGACAUCAGCGAGGAUCAUGUGUUUCUGAUGGACUGCACCGUGUCCACCGGAGCGGCUGCCAUGAUGGCCAUCAGAGUUUUGCUUGAUCAUGACGCUCAGGAGGAUAAGAUCCUGCUGGUGUCGCUGCUGAUGGCUGAGAUGGGUGUCCAUUCUGUGGCCUAUGCCUUCCCUCAGGUCAAAAUCAUCACCACCGCCGUCGACAAGAAGGUCAACGACCUGUUCCACAUCAUCCCUGGCAUAGGAAAUUUUGGGGAUCGUUAUUUUGGCACGGAUGCACCCCCCGACUGGAGUGAUGAUGACAUGGACGAGCCCAGCUGCUGACCGCGUGUCACGAUAAUCACGCCUCAUAUUUGUACAUUCUGAGAGAUUUUUAUACUUUUUGACACCCCCAAGCUGAAGUAUUUUCUGUGAAGGUUUUUAUUUAUAUUUUAUUUUUAUGUGAGCUAUUUAAUUAUCUAAAUCACAUGCAGUUGAUGCAUUGCCUUAUGUGUUUGCUGCCACUUUUGUAAUCUGCUGUAGUAGUAUUUUUGGCAUGUGAGCACAGUAUGUUUGGCAUACAUGUCACUUUUAUUAUUGUGCUCCGUAUCAUGCAGCAGUCGAGCACUCAAAGUGCCGCCUUGCUGCACUAAGAAAGUGAAUUUCUUUGAAGGACCACUUCUUCGGAAAAUAUGUGUGGGCGUUGCUUUCUCGCUUUACCUGCAGACGGCUGCUGACCAAACCACAGGCUGUUAACAAUUACACUUUCACAACAGAGCACUGCAUUCUGUACAGAAACCUAAACAUUGUAACAUUUUUCUAAAAUCCUGUGCACACAUUUUGACAGCUGACAGCAUGUUAAAUGUAAAAAUGAUCUCUGUUGUAGAUCAUCUCUAAUCAAAGGACAUUGACUUUUAGGACAUUUUAAGUUUUGUUUUUGAUCUUUGUGAAAAGCUUGUGUUCUGUGAUGAGUAUGAUUGCAUGUUUUGUUUAGUUUUUUUGGACUCACAUAAGUGCAAUGUCUUCCAUCUGUCCAGUGAGUCUAUAGCUGCCUUCACCAUAUAUGGCUGACAUCUGCUUGAUGUUUGCUGUCACAUCAAGAUCAUUACAAGAACAAAACUAGCCCACAGGAAGUGUUGGUGUUUGGCCUGAAAUUCAACCAAAUGAGCGUAAUGCUUGCUCUUAUUAUGGAUGACGCAUUGAUAUAUCUUUGUUUUAUCAUUUUCACCCACUGAGAAAAGUACCUAGCCUAAACAAAUGAGUUCAUCAUAGAACUAUAGUUGUACGUGUGUCGUUUAUUAGAUUUUUACUGACUUGAAAUUUAUAUUUAUAGUUAAACAAACAAAAAAGAAAGAAUAAAAAACAAACAAUGUUGUAUUAAUGUGAGAGCACUGAGAUCUGCAUUGAUAAAGUCAAGGCCUAGUGAAUGUACCUGCCGUGACUUUUGCUCCACAACAGGAAUAAAAGUCUAUGAUUUGGGCCGAGCUAUUUAUUUUAUUGCAUUGUCAUUGCACACAUUCUGGAAUACUUCAUUCUGAUUGGUCAGUCUGACAUGUUUGUGUAAUGACUGCUACACUGUGUAAUUGACUGUUGUUCUAGAUAACAGUCUUUCAUAUCCACAGUCUGUCUCACCUUGCAUAAUAAAAUCAUUUCAACUCAA
Molecule: messenger RNA, 3165 nt
Organism: Carassius carassius (crucian carp)
Lineage: Eukaryota; Metazoa; Chordata; Actinopteri; Cypriniformes; Cyprinidae
Product: uridine-cytidine kinase-like 1
Exons: 15
Coding region: 243-1850 (535 amino acids)
Cellular component (GO): cytoplasm
Molecular function (GO): kinase activity; ATP binding
Source: RefSeq, a predicted model, not a curated record